GCACAGUCGGUUCCCAGCCAUGGGGCGCCGGGCGCUCCUUCUGCUCUUGCCGCGGGUGCUGGCAGCGCUGGGCGGCCUCGCGGGCUCCGGGACCGAUGAAGCAAGGUGUAACAUGACAAGGCAAGCUGCGUGUGGGGACAGGUGCAUUCCCGUGGCCUGGCUCUGCGAUGGACAGCAAGAGUGCCCUGAUGGGACCGACGAGCAGUGUGAGGAAGCGUGUCGCGGACAUCCACAGGCCUGGCAGUGUGACGACGGGAAGUGUAUUUCCAGUAGCCGGCUUUGUGACGGUACCGGGGACUGCCUGGACGGCUCCGAUGAGGUUAACUGUGAGACUUCUGUGGUGUGCCCUGGCCAGAAAAUCCAGUGUCCGGGACAGUCUCAGUGUCGCGAGCCUUGGGAACUCUGUGACGUCCCCCGGGACUGUGAAGAUGGGCUCGAUGAAGCACGCUGCUCCCCGAACCACUGCCUGGCGGGCCAGUGGCUGUGCAGGAACAAGCUGUGUGUCCCGGAGAGCUGGAGGUGCAAUGGGGUCAACGACUGCGGGGACUCCUCAGACGAGGCCGCCUGUGCCUCCUGUCCAGAAGGCACGGUGAAAUGUAAUGAAGGGAAAUGCAUCCUGGAAUCCCUGAUGUGUGACGGGGAACUUGACUGCGUCGAUGGUGCUGAUGAACCAGCUACGUGUGGGAGGAACUGCUCCGUGGCCAACGGGGGCUGUGAGGGACAGUGCAGUGACACCGCCUGGGGAGUCCAGUGUUCGUGUGGAGCUGGGUGGCAGUUACAGCAGGACGGCCAGAGCUGUGCAGAUAUAGAUGAGUGUUCCCAGGCCUACAGUCCCUGUGGCCAGCUGUGCCGUAACGUCCCGGGCUCCUACUCUUGUGCGUGUGUUCAAGGUCACCAGCUCUACAAUGGGACCAGUUGUCGAGUUAUAGAUGAUGCUGUUAAAAUUCUUAUAGCGGCAGAGAGAGAACUUGGGGUCCUGGAUCGGAGAACAGGCAUCUAUGAGCCUCUGGUUCCUGUAAACUCGAGGCCGACUUCUGUCGCCUAUGAUCUCGACAGAAGCAUGUACUUUUGGGCGGAUGAAGCCUUGCACGUGUUUGUCCUUGGGAAGCCAAACCCGGUUCCUCUCUAUCCAGAACUUCGGGCCGUGGACAGUAUCUCUUUGGACUGGCUCACGGGGCUGCUGUAUUGGGCUAGCAGCUUCGCAAGGGUCAUCGGUGCUGGCUUGAGUGAUGGCAGAGGCUACGUCAAAAUCUUGGAGAAGGAUCUGGUGCCAGAGCAGCUCAUCGUGUUUCCUCCGAAAAAAUCAUUGUAUUGGGUAAAUCGUGGUAAGAAAGGCAGGAGAACUCUCGAGGCUGCAGGGAUGGAUGGCUCAGAUCGGAAGGUGCUCGCAGCCGUCCACAUGGAGGAGCCUGUGGGACUGACGCUUGACCCUGUGGCCGGCCGCCUCUACUGGAUCAGCGAGUAUAAAGAGUCCAUAGAGACGGUCAACGUGGAUGGCAGUGGGAGGCACACAUUUCCUGAGAUCUUCUUGGAAGACGACAACCCAAUAGGACUAGCUAUAUUCGAGAACUCCUUCUUCUGGGCAAAUAAAAUACAUCUGUAUCAUACUUCACCCCACACCCCCAAGGAGAGAGCGGUGUUGCUCAAUGCUUCCAUGUCUGCUUUCUCCAUCCUCCACAAAUCCCAGCAGCCCAAGGGCAGACCCCCAGCAUGUGCUCCAGGCUCAUGCAGCCACCUCUGUCUCCUGUCCCCUGUCCAUCCCAAGGGCUAUAAGUGUGUUUGCCCGGAGGGAAUGUUCCUUUUGCCUUCCGGUACAUGUAGCGAGUUAAAGAUAGUAUUUUCGUCUGGCAAACGUCUCUACUUGUUGAAAGUUGGUUUUAUGGGAACUGCUAUAGAGAGAACCCUAGUUCAAGAGCAUUCGAGAAACAUCUAUUUACUGGAUAUUGACUGGAAAAGAAACCUCGUCUACUGGACAAAUGCCGGGGGACAGCUGUUCUGCUCAGCUGGCUAUUCAGGAGAAAAGCAAGAGAUUUGGACAGAGCACACAGUCUGCUCAGCAAAGGUGGACAUAUCCACGGGGAACUUGUACUGGCUGCCGUGUGACCGACGUGCUAUCCAGAAGACUGGACUCCCUGGCCCAGACACCCGGACCCUCUACACAACAGGCCGCAUUAUACUGCAUCUUUUUCUCGACUGGCCAGAGAGAGUGCUCUACUGGGUGGAGAGUGGGAAGCACUUGCAAAGUAUGACCCUCGAUGGCAAAACCAGACGGCAAGUCUGGACAGGCACCUGGACGGCAGACACCCACAUGACCUUGGACCUCGGCGCGUCUAGCAUCCUCUGGACGGCCAAAGGGUUAGGUUUGCAAAGUCUGAGUCUCCUAAAAAACAGAACAUACGCUUUGAACAAGACCUGGAGUGACGGCAUUCUUGCAGCUCACGAGCCCUACCUGGUGACCGUGCACAGGGGAGCCCUCCUGCUGUGGGACAGGAGGACCCUGGAGCCCUUCACCUUGUCCAAAGAGCCAUAUGUGAGGACCCUGAUCAUCCUGGCUGAGAACCAGCAGGUCCCAGAUCCUGAGCUUGAAGGGGUGGCCGCAGAUGGUCCUUCCGCGCUUCCUCUUGCACCCCCACUGCUCUGUACCCCGUCUUCUGUCCCCUGUCGGAACGGGGAGGAAUGCGUUUCUCGGGAGUACCUCUGCGAUGGCAAGCCGGACUGUCAGGACGGCUCGGACGAAGGGGACUGUGCCCGAUUCUGCAGCAGACCAGGGCUCUUCCGGUGUCUGAACGGAAACCAGUGCAUUGAGGAGACCUUCCGCUGUGAUGGGGCUCAGCAGUGCUCCGAUGGGUCUGACGAGCUGGGCUGCUGGAAGCCCGCUGAAGAUUGUUCUCUGCGUUGUGACAACGAGACUCGCUGUGUCCCCAAGAGCUGGCUGUGUGACGGCCACCCCGACUGUUCUGACAGGAGCGAUGAACAAGGAUGCGUUCAGGUAAAGUGCAGCGCCUUUGAAUUUCAGUGCGAGAACGGCCAAUGCAUCUCGCACUUUCUGCACUGCGACGGGAACCGAGACUGCCUGGACCACUCGGAUGAGGACGGCUGCUCUGUGGCCUGGCCGCUGCGGUGUCCGUCGGGGGAGGUGAAGUGCCGGGGCAGUGGAGAGUGUGUGCCCGUGGCGUGGCUCUGUGACCGUGACUUUGACUGUGAAGACGGGAUGGAUGAGAAGGACUGUGAACCCGAGAAGCUUCGCUGUGGCUCCAGGCAGUGGUCCUGUGCCGGCGGAGACCAAUGCGUGCCUGACGUGUGGCGCUGUGACGGGCAGAGAGAUUGUGAGGACGGCAGCGACGAGGCUGGGUGCCGCCCCGAGAAGUGCCCGAGCUCUGAGUUCCAGUGCCGCUCCCUCGGCUGCCUCGACCUCCGCCUGCUGUGUGACGGGAAGGAGGACUGUGCGGACGGCUCCGAUGAAGGUGGAAUGUGCCUGUCGUCAGCAUGCAGCGGGGCGCGGUGUUCCCACGCCUGCUACCGGUCCCCGCACGGGCCUGUAUGUGCUUGUGAGCAAGGCUUUGAGCUGGGCAGCAGUGGCCAGGUCUGCAAAGAUGUGGACGAGUGCCAGAAGCCAGGUGGUCAGCCUUGCAGUCAGACCUGUGUCAACACCCAGGGCUCCUACCGCUGCACCUGUCACCCUGGCUACUCACUGGAGCCCGAUGGCCACACCUGUAAGGCAGCAGGUACCGAACCCAUCCUGCUGGUGGCGAUUCAGUUCAACCUUCUCCUCUACGGCUUGAGGAGCUUGAAGGAGGACAUUCUGACGACUGUGGACAAGAAUGUGAUGAUCUUCUCCAUUGACUAUGACUUAGUGGGGCAGAAGGUCUUCUGGAUGGAUCCCGGUGCAGAAAGCAUUAAGUGGAUUAGUAUGGACACAAAGAGGAAAGGAACCGUGGUGAAGGGGAUGAAGUCAGAAUGUGUAGCGGUCGACUGGAUCGGGAGGAACCUCUACUGGGUGGACGGCGCGGCAGGCCAGAUUUCGGCCAUUCAGCUGACGGCUGUGUGGAGAGGAAGAUGCGAGCACACGAUUGUCCUGGGCGAUGACUUGGCUCAGCCACGGUCUUUGGCUUUAGAUCCGCUAAGUGGGUUAAUGUACUGGUCUGAAAUCGGAGGAGAACCUCAAAUAGAACAAGCAGGGAUGGACGGUAGCGGCAGGAAAGUCCUCAUCAGUCAAGGUCUCGGCUGGCCAACCAGCAUAGCUCUCGACCGGUUGAGCUGGAAGAUAUUCUGGUCUGAUGACCAAUUUCACUGUAUUGGCUCUGCUAAUCUGGAUGGUACCGGUGUUAGUAUGUUGCAGCUAACACAAAUCAGGAGCCCCUUUUCGGUCGCUGUGUUUGAAGAUGAAGUCUUCUGGUCUGACAUGAAGACGAGAACAGUACAGCGCGUGAAGAAGACAACAGGCAAGAGCAGGGCUGUUCUCAUCAAACGUUCCCAGCAGCCUCAUGGACUCAAGAUAAUGCACGAAGUACUCCAGCCCAAGGCUCCUAAUCCCUGUCUGGACGCCCGCUGUUCUCACUUGUGCCUUCUGAGCCCGCGAUCCAAGGCAAGCUGUCGUUGUCCAGUUGGCCUCCUGCUUGCGGACGACGGCACCAGCUGCGUUCCACUCGAGGAUUCUGCAUUUCUGUUCCUCGCGUUGCCCACAGCUAUCAUGCAGAUUUAUCUGAAAAAUCUAGAAGCUUUACUAGGACAACCAACUUUACCAGAACAUAGGAUACUUCCCUUUACCAAUGCGAACCAGCUUGCAUCCGUGGAUUACAUAGUCCAGGAAAAGGCUCUCUACCUUUCAGAGUUGGAUAAUGGUGAUAUCAGGCUACUGAGGCUCAAAGAAUCUGGAAAACUCUCUUGGAGGAAAAUCCUAACUGUGGAGGGAACAGUGACUGACCUUGCUGUGGACUGGUUGAGUGGAAACAUAUACUGGAUCGACAGUGAGAAUCCUCACAUCAACGUGGCUUCCUCAGAAGGCCAGUACGCCACCGCGCUGGUCCGUGGAAAUCUCUACCGGCCCGUCUCGGUUGUGCUCCAGCCGCCCUCUGCAGUCAUGUGCUUUGCGGACCUGGGUGCCCAGGACAACGGCAGGCGCGGGUCCAGCAUUGAAUGUGCCUCCAUGGACGGCCGCAGGAGGAAGGUGCUGUGGCAGAAAUCCCAGGUCCCUGCGGGCCUGACCUUCUCGGAUUCGGGAACCCGAGUUUACUGGGCUGAUACUGGGCGAGGCCUCAUAGAGAGUAUUCAACAAGAUGGCUCUGGGUACAGAGUAGACCGCAGAGGCAUUGAGGGCCUCACCCUCUUUACCAUUGGCCAAGGCGUGAUGUUCUGGGUGACAACUGAUGAUGCACAAAUCACUAAAGUUUGGUACGGCAAGGCAGAACUUUCAGAAGACCAGUGGUUCCAAAUAGACCAGAAGAUUGUGGAUUUAAAAGUUUACAGUAAACUUAGUCAACAGGGUAGUAACAGCUGCUCCAAAGACAACGGAGGGUGCAGCCAUAUGUGUCUACCAAACCCUGAAGGAGCGACUUGUAAAUGCCCCAGUGGGCACUUCUUGGCUAACGAAAGCAAAUGUGUUGAAGCUGUCCCGUGCUCUGAGCCGUCCCAGGCCUGUGAGGAUGGUCAGGAGUGCAUUUCCCCGGAGCAAGUUUGUGAUGGUCGUGCUGACUGUCUGGAUGGAUCUGAUGAGAUGCGCUGUACGUAUCCAGAUAAAACCCAUUCAACACCAACAUCUAAAAAUGCAGAGGCUGGAAAAAGGUUGACUCCAGAAGCUUCCCUACCUUUCCAAGCUCCCAAGUCCACCAAGGCUAGAUAUCCAGGUCCAGAGAGGAUGAGUUAUCCUGUCAGAAAAACACUAAUCCCUCCAGUUUCUGCUAGAGAAAGCAAGAACUCAGAAACCAAGGAAAAAGGCAAACUUGUCCAGCCCAAGAACUUUCAGAGAGCAAAACAUUGGCCCUGUAGCACAGAUUUCUGUAGCGGAAGGGGAAUCUGUACAAUGGUAGGCCCGCUGAGAAAGUGCCGCUGUCCGGUGGAAUAUGGCGGAGAGUUCUGUGAAGAGCCAGCACGUGGACCUGCCCCUGGCUACGUCACCCUCAGCUUAACCAUUGUCUUAGCAGUUGCACUAGUCGCUCUGGGAGCACUUGUCUGUCUCAGAAGAGAACACAAAUUUAAAAGAAAUAGUGCAGCAGCAUCAAGAAAUUCAACCCGCCAUAAAGACAAUGCCCAAGAAGAGGAGAAUCUAAUGAACAGUGAGACUUUUGUCAACGAGGCCUACGAUGAGCAGGAACUGUUAACUUUACAAAGUGACUAACCUGCUGAAAAAGGAGCUGAAACAUCUCCCUAAAAAUUGUUUAGACACUGCACUUGUGUACUGUUUUAACAUCUAUAAGUAACGAACUGUAACUAUGUGCGAAAAUGGUAACUUAUUAACAUAACUGCUUUUUAAAUUGGAGGAUUGGUUUUGUUGGCGGAGGUUGGGGGACUGCAGAGUCACAGGCCAGGUCGGAUUUCUGCACAAGCUCCAUGUGGUUUAGGUGAGGGCUCGUCUGCAGAGACUGUCUGAUCCCCAGCGGGACUGGCCCAGUGCUGGUCAGAGGUUCUGGAUUUGAAUCUUAGUCCCAUCACUAACUUUGAUGGGUACUUAAUUGCUCCGAACUGGCUUUUUCAUCUUACAGAAGGGAAGGAUCUCUUAAAUCUUUACCUCCCAGGUAAAGGUCAAGUUUCUGCAGUGUAGCAAGUGUUCAAGUAUUAGUUCUUUAUCAGUCCCUCUCAGAUGUUUUACUACAAAGUUAGUACGCGCUUUUGUUGAAAAUUUAUAAAAGAUGUUGUUUAAUGCUCUCAUUUGAUUCUAAAACUAAGUACAGUGGACCCUUGAGCAACACAGGUUUGAACUGCACCGACCCACUUACGUGCAGGUGGUUUCCAUCAGUACGUAUACCGUGAAUGCAUUUUCUCAUGAUUUUCUUAGUAAUAUUUUCUUUUCUCUAGCUUUAUUGUCAGAAUACAGCAUAUAAUACAUAUAAUAUACAAAAUAUGUGUUAACCGACUGUUAUGGGUAAGGCUUCUCGUCAACAGUAGUUUUGGGGGAGUCAAGGCGUGUGUGGAUUUUGUACUGCAGUGGGUGGGUGUCCCAACCCCUGUCUGCUCCAGGAUCAGCUGUGCAGGUGGAUUUACUCUACUGAUGUAGAAAUUCAGACAGUGAUUUGUCUAAGGCUUGAAGUAAAGUAGGUAGACACUGGGGGCCUCAACAUAGCGUUACCGGUGUGGACUGGGACUCAUCUUGAUGAGCUUAGCCUGCUGGGAAACUCACAGAUGCUACUUAGAUCCCGGACUCCCUUUGGCCUUCCAGAUGGUAUCUUCCUUUGCACUCUUACGUAAGGAAUCAAGGGCACUGAAUCUGUGAUGGGAGAUGGGUAACAGGAGCAUUGUCAACAUUCAGUGGCAACCUUGGGCUGAUCACUUAAUCAUGAAACUGUUUCUCCAAUGAUAACAAGAGGGUUAAGAGAACCUACAUCAGCCAAUGAAUCAUCACAUGAAGAUAUAAAAAUAUGUGCACUGCUUAGUGCGUAGUACCAGAGGCUGAGAACCCAAGUCCAAAUGAUAGUCAUGACUUGUCUUGGAAGUCUUUCCUUGCUUGGCUGUUUGUCUAGGCUAUUUAUAAAGUUCGUUUCUUGUAGCAUGCGUUUGUGUAGGCUUCAGGGCGUAAGAGCGGUCCUAAGCUUAUAGCUGUGGGUAUGGAAUAUAAAAUUGACUGUGCUUUGCAGUCAAGUAUAAAAAUUUCCAAGUACAGAUCAACUUGACAGGAAAAACAAAAGCUGGGGGUUCCAUCCUUCCCGAGGCUGGGAGACACCCGCAGCAGCAUUCAGUUUCCUGGGGGCGCUUAGCUGUACUUGAGAGAAACCAUUUCCGCACUGAAGCGCACGAGACCCCCUUGCCACAGAGUGAUUCUUCGGUUUCUCUUGCCACCGCUUCCAAGAACCGUCUCCCUGCCAAGUUGGCCCUUGGCAAGGCUCUGCCUCCAUCUGUGGAAAAGUGAGUAAAAAACGCUGGAAAACGUGCAUGAAUGACAUGCAGCGGCAUUAUCACUUUGUCUGGACACACUUUAGCUGUCGCCCUCACCUCCUGCAGACCCUAAGCGUCCAGCAGACUUCCAAGACUAGAGUUCUAGCCAGCUCCCUUGACCUUGGACUUCCACAGGCUGUGCCUUCAACUCCACAGGCCCCGCCUUCUAUUCCACAAGCUCCGCCUCCUGUCUAGACCCCAACCGCUCCACCAUUUCCUUUUCCAGGUGAAAGGGUGGCUGACAGCAGCCCAGUCUGUGUGUCACGCAGGUAACCCUUACCUCUACCUCCUGCCCGGGCUUAGUCAUGUCUUCUCCUGUCUGGUCUCCUAUGAACCGUGCCUAAGUAGUAUCCCGCUUGAAUGCAGUUUAGUGCAUCGUUAUGCAUCCUCAGUUCAAGAAUUUACAGGACACUCUGAACUCCUUCACUGACAGACUAAGUAUAAAUGUUAAGUACCUAUUCAUAGGAUUAACAAUCCCUAACCACUGCUAUGCCCAACACUGGCUUUCAUAUGUCAGUUACCUAAACUUAGCUGUUUGGAGCAAAGGCAUAUUAACUGUAAGAACCUUCUUUUGUGAUGAUCUCAGUAUUAGGUGUUAAUUUCUUAAUUUCUCUCCACCUAAAUAGAUGAAGUAGUAAACUCCAUAGCAGAUGUGAAAUUUAAAUUUCCUUUUUUUUUUU
Mustela erminea (ermine) is the source of this 8765-nucleotide messenger RNA. RefSeq names its product prolow-density lipoprotein receptor-related protein 1-like. The transcript is spliced from 33 exons. Bases 20 to 6334 code for a protein of 2104 amino acids. Lineage: Eukaryota; Metazoa; Chordata; Mammalia; Carnivora; Mustelidae. The record is from RefSeq and is a predicted model, not a curated record. Gene Ontology annotation, molecular function: protein binding; calcium ion binding.